Molecule: messenger RNA, 1950 nt
Organism: Coprinopsis cinerea okayama7#130
Lineage: Eukaryota; Fungi; Basidiomycota; Agaricomycetes; Agaricales; Psathyrellaceae
Exons: 12
Coding region: 277-1950 (557 amino acids)
Biological process (GO): adenylate cyclase-modulating G protein-coupled receptor signaling pathway
Cellular component (GO): heterotrimeric G-protein complex
Molecular function (GO): G-protein beta/gamma-subunit complex binding; GTPase activity; guanyl nucleotide binding
Source: RefSeq, a predicted model, not a curated record
UAUCACCGUUUUCGCUCUUCGCCGUUACAGUGCAUCAAAUCAAGAAGCGAUUGUAUUCGAAACGGCUUGGUAAAGGAGCCUGCAUCGCUUGCUCGGGGGCUGAGCUCCAGGGGUGGUUCUUUGCGGGGAGCGCGCGAAAUUCUCGGCGGUUCCGUGUAUCGUCUACUUAUAUUACUCCAACUCAUACUCGAGGUAGCUGUUCAAGUGUUCAACUGCCCUUUCAACGUUCCUCUACCGCCUUCGACGACUACGACUACGACUACGGCUUGAUACAGUAUGGGUGCUACAGAUGUCGAUCCGUUCGAGUACCUCACCCGACCACCGCCUAACGAGACCCCUGAGGAAAGGACGAUUAGGGAAAGGAAGGAGGUUGAGGCGAAGAAGGUUAGCGACCAGAUUGACGAGGAGAUUAGGAAGGAGAGGGCGGUGAUGAAGAAGCAGCAGAAUGCGGUGAGGGUGUUGUUAUUGGGUCAGUCGGAGAGCGGAAAAUCGACUACACUGAAGAACUUCCGCAUGCGAUACGCGCGAGAGGAAUGGCAAGCCGAGCUUGCAUCGUGGAGGACGGUUAUCCAGCUCAACCUCAUUCGCUCGGUUCUCUCCAUCCUCGACGCUGUGCAAUCGGAACUGGAUAACGACCCCGCAGAGCCACCAGGAACGCCCGGCGCCGACGAGACCGAGUUCCUGCACACACCGACCGACGGUAGUACCUCACCCGCUCUCGCUAGUCCGGCCUUCAACCACCCCUCAUCCUCGAAACCUGGCCAACGACGACCUAGCGUGUCCAGCAUCCACCGCCAGCUUCAAUCGAAGGCAAGCUCGAGUUCGUUGAGGAAGGAUGCGUUGGGAGGGAAGGAGUCAUCGUUGCUGGGUGGGCAGCAUCAGCUCCUGAAACUGCGGUUAGCACCGCUUCGACGGGUCGAGACUGAUUUGAGACGGCAGUUGGGCGCCAGUGCGGAUGAUGAAGUUGUAGAUGGGGCUGCGAGCGACGAGUACGGAGCGUUAGGUCAGGUGGAUGCGGGGUCAUCGGUGAGGUCGACCGGGCUGAGGAGGAGGACGACAGCGAGGAAGGAGGUGUCGGUGAGGAGGCUGAAGGAUGCGCUGAGUGGUGGGGACAGGGCUGGCAAGUCCAAGGGCCAUUCGAGAACGAACUCGGAGGGGAGUGGAGAUGAUGCGGUUGAUGAAGCGACAGAUGUGAUUGCGAAGUGUAAAGAUGAUAUCAAGGCGCUGUGGAUGGAUGAAGCGGUUAGGCUGGUUCUGAAGAAACGCAAGAUUCGGUUGGAGGAUUCGGCUGGAUUCUUCCUCGACGACGUCGACCGAAUCGCCGCACGCGAAUACGUCCCUUCCGAUGAUGAUGUCGUGAGGGCUCGACUGCGAACGCUGGGAGUCCAGGAAUACCGAAUCACCGUCGACCAACCCGGUUCCGUUCUUUCAGGUCUCGGCGCGACGGGUUCGGAAUGGCUAUUAUACGACGUCGGUGGCUCGAGGACAAUGCGACACGCAUGGAUACCCUAUUUCGAAAAUAUCACAGCUAUCAUCUUUCUUGCUCCCGUCUCAUGCUUCGACGAACGCCUCCUCGAAGACUCGCGUAUCAACCGACUCGAAGAUUCGUUCCUCCUCUGGCGCCACGUCUGCUCGUCCAAGCUUUUGCAGAAGACGAGUUUGAUUUUGUUUAUGAACAAGUGUGAUUUGUUGAAGAGGAAGUUGAAGAUGGGUGUGAAGGUUAAUAAGUACCUCCCGAGUUAUGCGGAUAGGCCGAAUGAAGCUGGGCAUGUUGUUAAAUACCUGAAGGAGAAGUUUAGGGAUAUCGUGAAGGCUAAUGCACCGGAGGGUGGACGGGUGGCGUAUUAUUAUGCCACGUCUGUUACGGAUACGAAAACGACGUAUACGACCCUCAAAGCAGUUAAGGAUAUUAUCUUGCGUGAUCACCUCAAGAAUGCCGAUUUCGUUUAA